CCAGUACAACAAUAGUGCCAGUGCCAGCUCCCCAGUCAAGCGUCUCGCAGUCUCCACCCCGCCUCCCAGCUCUCCAGACAGCUAUGCGGACGGUACUCUUCAUCGCCUUGGCUCUUGGGUUUUGUAGGGCAGCGGGCCCGUUGGAUCCGACUGUUGAUCACCUGGGACGGAACGAUGUCCAGGAAACUAUCAACACCGAAGAACAGCGAUAUAAACACUUGUUGUUUCAGAUUCAUGGGACAGUACAGAAGUUGCUCGACAGCCACCAGAAGCACAUCGACGAACGUAUCAAUUCUUUAACGCAGUUAGUGGGCAAUAGCUGCAGUUCCGACGCCACUGGUCAAACUAACGUACUAGGUUCUAAUUCUGAAGAUUUAGAACCUAAGAUAGAAGAAUUGACAAAUUUUUUCUUUGCGAGAUUAACAGCCACCGGAGAGAAAUUCGUCACAGAUAUUCAGUCAAAGCUGGCCACCGUGACUUCCGAUGUAGUGGGACACAUAACGUUGCAGUUGUUGGCCGUGGCGGAUAAGCAGGACGUGGCAGUAAUAAAUCACCAACUGUCGAACCUGGCGACCUCCCAGGCCCUGGACGAAAUGCAGCAGAGCCUCUCGUCCUUCGCCUCCACCGCGACAGCAGAGGUCAAGCAGGCGAUCGCCAGUCUGGCUUCCGAGUGGAGCGUCAAUAGUAAAAGUCUUGCUUCGAGUAGUCAAGUCCUAGAAAUUAAGGAGCAGCUCGCCACCGUUUCAUCUUGUAACCAGAAGAACGACAUCGACCAAGUGUUAGCUCUACUGGCAACAGCCGAGGAAGACAUUGACAGUCUGGCAGAUACUUUGAGGACUUCUGUGGCACGGCCGGCCUGGUGCAGCUGCUGGAGAGCCUGCGAGCCGUGGUGGACGGCAACGCCAACAGCAUCCGCGGCGUCGCCUCCACCGUGGGCAAGCUGGAGGGCGAGGUCGCGGCGCGACUCGGGGCCCUCGAGGAGCUGGCCAAGAAAAUCAACAACAACACGCUGCUUCCUCCGC
Penaeus monodon (black tiger shrimp) is the source of this 1022-nucleotide messenger RNA. RefSeq lists its product as uncharacterized. The record is from RefSeq and is a predicted model, not a curated record. NCBI's taxonomy places the organism in Eukaryota, Metazoa, Arthropoda, Malacostraca, Decapoda, Penaeidae.